Molecule: messenger RNA, 7676 nt
Organism: Petromyzon marinus (sea lamprey)
Lineage: Eukaryota; Metazoa; Chordata; Hyperoartia; Petromyzontiformes; Petromyzontidae
Gene: GAB1
Product: GRB2 associated binding protein 1
Biological process (GO): signal transduction
Cellular component (GO): cytoplasm
Molecular function (GO): signaling adaptor activity
Source: RefSeq, a predicted model, not a curated record
GUGUUGAGAACGGCACACUCGCUAAGACGCGCACAGACAAACACAGAGGGAGAGACACGCGCACAGACACACACAGAGAGAGAGACGCGCACGCGUAAACGCACGGGCAGGACGACACGCGAAUGUGGCAUCUUCCUCCACGCGUUUAUCAACCUUCGAACCUGCUUCGCUGCGCGCAUGGAAACAAGCGUCAACUAUUCGGCUUAAGGAGAACACUGCGGCUAACAGAGGCAGCGCAGUGUUUAUUUGUGUACACGUACAUCUUUUAGCGCACGUGCGUGUGGUGCACGGCACGCGGACGUACAUACUGGUGUUUGACACGAAAUAGGAAAAAUCAUCAGUAGCGGCAACAGUAACAGCAUCGUCAUCUCUAGCAUCAUCACCAUCACCAGCAGCAGCACGAUGAGUGGAGAAGUGAUGUGUAGCGGAUGGCUGAGGAAGUCUCCCCCAGAGAAGAAACUGCGUCGAUACGCUUGGAAGAAGCGCUGGUUCGUCCUGCGCAGCGGCCGCCUGAGCGGGGACGCGGACGUGCUCGAGUAUUACAAGAGCGAGAGCGCCCGCAAGCCCAUCCGCAUCAUCAACCUCAACCUGUGCGAGCAGGUGGACUCAGGCCUCACGUUCGAUCGCAAGGAGUUUGAGAAGAGCUACAUCUUCGAUCUGCGCACCAUCGAUCGCACCUUCUACCUGGUGGCCGACAGUGAGCACGACAUGAAUAAGUGGGUGCGCUGCAUCUGCGACGUCUGCGGAUUCAACCCCACAGACAGCGAUGACGUGGUGAAGGUGCAGCACCCGAUGGCAGCACCGUCGGGCUUGGGCCCCCACGGCCACCACCCGGGCGGCCCGACGCCGGCGUCACUGCUCACGUCCCAGCCUCGGCUGCUGCCGCAGCGACAGGGCUUCUCCUCCCACGGGCCGCCGCCGCCGCCGCCGCCGUCGGCGGCCUUCUCGGGGUCCCUGCCGCCCAUGUACGCUCCGCAGCCCGUGCCGGUGCCCCUAGCCGGCGGGGCCCGUGGGGACCGGUGGCCCACGGCCGUGCCGCCACCGCCACGCGGCUGCGCGGGAAGCGACGACGAUCAGAGCGACUACCUGUGCCUCACGGAGUUUGAGACGGCCAAGCGCAGCAUCGCACGUGCCAAUCCGGAUGGGGCGUCAGAUAGUGAGGAGGAAGAGGAGGAAGACGAUUACCUUCUGCUGGAAGAUUUUGUAACCAAAACCCCCGAGGGCCAAGCAGACCGCGCGUGCUCGGAGCAGCAGUGGAAGGGCUGCUCGGAGACCGACUGCAAUGACAACGUGGCGUCCCACCACUCGGCCGCCUCCUUCUCCUCCAACGGCGUGGGGCCUCCGUCGCGCUUCCACACCCCCCCGCCGCGCCCGCCCAAGUCCACGUCCUCCUCGUCCUCCUCGUCGGGCUACUCGUCCGACCCGCGGGGCUACAGGGUGGCGUCGGACGGAGACGCCUUCCCGUCGGUGGCCCCGGCGCUGCCGAUGGGCACCGCAACUCAGAGGAGCCACACCAUCUCCGUGAUGGAGAACAUGCGCGCGCACCGUGCCGGUGGCAACCGCGAUCUGUUGCCCAGAGACGUCACCACAUUUGCCGACCCAGCUGAGGGUAAAUAUCCGGCAGACGACGACUCGGACGCGGAGGACAACUACGUGGCGAUGAGCGGGAGCUCGCCCACUCCUCCCCGCACCGCCCGCGACAACGGGGUUGCCCCCUCGCCCCUGCUCGCCGCUCCGCUGCUCGACUCACCGCACGACAACUACAUUCCCAUGAGCCCCGGGCUGGGGGAGGUGAGCGCGUCGCUGGGCGCGAAGAUCCCUCCGCCGGUCCACACGGGCUUUCGCUCCGCGACGCCGUCCUCGUCCUCGUCCUCGUCCUCGUCCUCGUCCGCCGGCUCUUCGGCCUCGCUCCCUCCGGGCCUCUCCUCCACGCUCCCUCGCCGGGUGCCGCCCCCGCCGACGGCGCUGCCCCAGCGUCCCGCUUCCACGAUCCCGAACCAACGCACGGCGACCACUCCGGCUCACGUGCAGCAGCAGCAGCAGCAGUCGCCGCUGGGCAGGAAUUCCCCGUCGCUGAAGCACCAUCCCCGGACCGCGCCGACGAUGACGCCGCCCCUGCAGCUGCGGCCCCUGCCCAGCAUCGUCCCCAGUCCCCAGCAGCAGAGGGCGUCCAGCUCGUCGAGCCCCGUGCUCUCCAUGCAGCGCCCGCCCGUCAACCGCGAGCUCAAGCCCGACAGGAAAGUCAAGCCUCCGCCUGUGGAUCUGCCAGAUCUGUGCAUGGUGGCUCCAAUUCACUCCCCGGAAUCCAAGAGCUUCUCUCGGCCAGACACGUUCCGCUUCUCCUCGAGCCCGCGGCCGCGACCGCCCUCCACCCACAGCACCACGUCAAGCUCGGACUCGCAGGACAGCGAGGAGAACUACGUGCCCAUGCGACCAAACCAGCCGUCGGAUAACAUGCCCAGCGCGGGUUCCAAGGCUGCAGUGGUGUGUGUUCCUCCAACUGAUGGAAUUGCUCCCUGUUCCGGAAUUAAGAAGGUGGAAUACCUAGCCUUGGACCUACAGCGGAGCACGUCACCUAAUCCUCCACGCAAGCAAAAGUCGACGGUGAUGGUGGCCGUGGUGCCCUCCGAGAGCCGCGUCGACUAUGUGGAGGUGGACCAGGAGAAGACACGGGCGCUGCAGAGCACGCGCCAGGCCUGGACCGACGUGCGGCAGUCGUCCGAGUCGGAGACGCCCGCCAAAGCGUUCUCCAGCAAGUAGCACGCGCCGCCGGUGAAGGCCAGCCCCACAGCCGUCUGGUUUCUUGCCUUCUCCUUCUUCCACGUGGAAACUAACAGCACUGCCGUUUGUGGAAGAGAGGCGAGGAAGCUUUGGGAAGAGGGCGGGGCGGCAGGACGUGCAGCUGAGCGAGCGAGAGAGGAGGCCGAUCAGAGCCGAAAGUUGCGGCCUUGCCUUAAGGACUCUGCGUUGUCCAUGAGGCUGCGAAUGGUGGUGUCUGACCUGAGUUUAGAGCCGCUCGCUCUGCGUUGUUCAGAUGUGUUGUCCUGGUGUUUGGGAGGCUGAGGAAAAAGAGUCCUUGGACUUGAACUUCAUUACGGAGGUCGUUUUUCCUUCGAAGGACUUUUACAGUAAGUCAACUGGCCUGACAUCGCACACAAGCCUUGGUCUACAGAGGCAAAGAAAACAAAUCAAUGCCCAAGAGGUAACUUUCUCACGCAGACAUGCUGUUUUUUUAAAAAAAAAUAUUCCACUCGUAGUUAUAUAAUUUAGUUAUUUACGGUUUUAAAGUGCGAAAAUGUAUUCAUCCCAAUGGAGAGAAUCGACCUCGUGUUGACCAUCGGAGAUAUAACUGGUACCGUGAGUAUUUUUUUCUUUACUCAUACUUUAGAAUGGUAGGUUUUAUUCUGCACUUGAACUAAUCAAUUAAACCUGCACGCUGAGUCCUGGUUUUGAAAUAACCACUGCCAAGUUUUUCCAACCAGAUAUGUGUAGCCUGGUUCACCCUGUCCCUCUCCUCUCGCGAAUCCUAAUGAAGUCAGCUAAAUAGACAAUAAAAAUAAUACAAUUCGAAGAUGAUGAGUAGACGCUCCGGGUUGUUGUUCUGUCCUCCUGAGGAGUGGGCGACUCCACAACGGCCGAGCACCAAGAGGUUUCGUGAAAUGGCAAAAAUUUAUUUCAAAGUUCUUCCGAAGGGCAUUAAAUUGCGUAUCCGCAAUAAUGACCAGACAUGCCCUCCGCGUCACAACACCGCAACUCAAUCUCUCAGAACGGAAUUCGCCAAAAUUUAAAUUGGGGGUGUGCCCUCUGUACUCUGCAGUACACGUGGGGCUCUGGGCCCUAACCACAUGAUCACCAUUGCCUUCCCUUAAAAUAAACCAAAAAACAACGCACCUGGCUUACCCCUAGCUAUUACAGCUGUGAAAUAUAAUACAAAAUAGGUUCCCAUAUGCUGCGGAGUGCACAAUUAUACGUGCGGUUCAUUACAGGUAAGCCUACACCGGCUAAGUAUGCAAAAGGCAUUGUCAUAUUCUUUUUACAACUUUUAUUUUGGAACUAAUUUCUUAUCGCCCAUCGGGAAGGAAUUGCGGAAUAAAAGUAAGGGGGAAAAUAAAAAAUAAUCUGUUUUGGAAUUGAUUGUUGAAUAUCUUUGGUCGUUGUGACGUGUUAGUAAUUAUUAAAUAAUAACAAUGCAUUUACUUAAGGGUGCCUCAAUUUUACAGACUUUAGCAGUGCCCGAUAACACAUGACGGUUAUAGUUUUUGUUACUCAAGCGUAAAAAAGUCUGCGUGUGUGUGUGUGUAGCAAUGAAGGUUAAAAUGCCCUUCUUGUAAUUAUCACUCUUCCAUUGUGGCAUGGUAAACGUGUGUGCAUUGCGGAGAAGUUUCGGGGAAUAUUUUUCAUUUUCUAUGAACCUGCCCCCCCCUGUUUUCUAUGAGAAAAGUUGGAAGAUUGUGGAUUUUUUUGUAACCUCCAUGCGAUUUGUUAUCCCCCCGAGUUUAGACAUGACGGUGCGUCGUAGCAAACGAGAAGUAUUGGAAUGGAGAAUAUUUUUUGUGGAAUUAUCUUUGUGUUAAGAGACAACCAUCAUAAGUCAAUGACAGUCACGUGUUGGCUAUACAGAGCUAAGAAUAUGAUGUUUUUUUGCUGAUUGCUAAUUAAAGUGUUUCUGUGCGUUUUGUUUGUUUCAAAGUGGACAACUCCAAAAAGCUAUUUUGUGUAACUACAUACCCAGUCACUAUUUAAAUACAGACCCCAGGUACAUGUAAAGGGAUAUGCGAUGCAUAAUUUAAAACAGGUUCAUGAUGAGGUAUAGAUCGAUUUAUCACAGACUUACGAACGAGUUCGGUUCCAGAGGUCUGUCCGUAAGUAGAUUUGUUCGUAAGUCCAACUACUGUCGAUUCCAACAUGCUGAACGAUAUGUACACUAAACACGGGGAAUGGCUUUAAAAGUUGUAUAAUCUCUUGUAGAUGCCACUGGUUCUUCAUGUUCUACAGAUGUAGACGCCACUGGUUCUUCAUGUGGCAUCUACAUGACAUACGGACAGGUUUGUUCGUAUCUCUGAAAGUUCGUAAGUCCAAUAUUCGUAAGUAGAGGAGACCCUGUACAGUAACUGUGGACCCCACCUGUUCCGUAUGUAUGGUAUACAGCGUUGCCCCCUCGCAUUCGUGGGCUUUGGGUGCUCCGGUUUCCUCCCAUAUUUAAAAAAACAACCUCAUGAAUUGGCUGUAAAAAACUUCAUAUAUAAAGGACCGCAGAGCUUGGGGUGGAGGGAAUUUGGCAGCAGCUCACCACAUGGCUGUUGCCUUCCCCGCUUGUCUUGGGGUUCAUCGCACCUCGCGAGUUGUUAUCUUCCGUCGCGAGUGAGCAAACACUGUGCAACGUGUUAUAACUUGAAAUGAUUAAUGUGGUGAAUAUCAGCGUACCAUUGAUUGUUGAUAUUUAACCACAUUUAAAUUUCAUAUUAAAAGGAAAAGAAAAUAAGUCAAAGUGAAAGCACAGCCUCUUAAGCACUAUAUAUUUUUUUUACACUUACAUUUUUGUGGGAAAUGUCACGAUUCACGCAUGUUACAACGUUGAAGGUUUACAGUUUUUAGAUCAUGCUACUUGUGAUACAAGAUUAGUGGUCGUGUAAGUCCUGCGUGUCGUAUAAAUUACACGCGUUUCCUCUCAUUCCUGUAUGCAUAACUGUGUACAAGCGGUCUGCAGUGCCAGUGGCAUUGAGGGGUGCAACUUAAAUACUAAACGUUCGUGACGAUAGUGCAGGACUGAUAAUGGUGGCUUGUAGAGCAUUACAGGUCAAGUCGAAAUUGUAUUCGUUCAUGAUGGACAGACUAAUCUGAAUUCUGGUAGGAGUCGCUACACGCUUUAACCAAGUUUAUUAUUUGGUGCUCUGCCUUAACCGCAGGUCCCUUUGGCUUCUCCACACUUAUCUGUCCUCAUGCCCACAAACAACUCCUCCAUUUCCUCCCACGUCCCUGUCCUCGGCAAUAUUCUUUGUUCGUGUUCACUUCCAUUCUUCAUUCGACGACGUCCUUCUUCAUCAACCCCCGUGCCCUCGUAGAUUGCGAGGGCACGGGGGUUGAAUGCAAGGGCACCUCAGAUUGGCACGGUUGGACGCGUAACGGUGCGAAAGAAAUUCAACAUAGUACAUAAAUACGUCGAAUGCUGUUCUUCUUUCUCCUUCCGAGGACUUCCAUUGUUCUUUUUUGUUGAUGUCAUUCAAGAUCUCUUAAUUGAUCAUCUUCUCUGUCCAGCUCACUCUCUGCAUCCACAUCCACAACAGAAUUCACGAAACGAGUUUUGAAGCGUUUUCUCUGCAACAUAAAACUGGAAUCACGAUUUCUUAUUAUGCGUCCGGGCAGGGUGCUAACGUUUAGAAGCCACAAAAGGCACACACACGUGACCUUACCAAGACAACGCUCUCUCCAAAUCUACUGCAGCAAGACUCUGCAGAUGUGUGCAGGGUGCAGUGUACUUGUGCCAAGCACAGGUACAGAAUAGCUGACGGUAGUUAACCAGUCGUUUGAGCUGCCUGUGUAUGAAGUCUGUUUUUGGUGCAGUUUGCAAAUGUUUUGUUGUUAAGGGAACUACUUUUCUGUCCACAGAUAUAGUGCAACAGCCUUGACAUGAAUGAUCCCGAUUUAAAGCUUUCGUGACUGCAGUCAUUCAUAUUCUUAGCUCCUUCAACGUGACUUUACCGAAAGAGCUAAGAAUAUGAAUGAUCCCGAUGGGUUUCUGUAAAGGCUGGCUUGUGGGGACGAACAUUUUAUUAAAAGCCAACAUUGGGCAACAAACACAAGUGUCUAAAUGUGACCACACCUCAAGACGACGUACAAAAUGCCAACACGUGCAUGUUAGUAUAUUGUGGGGAAAGGGAUGAGGAAUUUUCGUUCCAUAAAAGGUGAUGUAAAGUUAUGGAGGAAGCCAAGCUGUGGAAAGUGAUUUCAGUGCUGAUCAAAACAUUUGGACAAGUAUAAAGGGAUGGAACUUCCAGAGGAUUUCCAUGAAGGAGAUACGAAAUCAGCUCUUGUACAGGUGCUAUAUGGAUCGUUGCAUCGCAAGACCAUGAAAGAUGGGGGUAGCUUGAGGAGGCAUUCAUCCAAGUGGACUGAUCAAUGAUAAAUAAUCAGAGGUGGUCUUCAGCCUCGACUUGAAAAGAUGGAGUGAGCAGUGCAGACAGAGAUGAGUUUCAGUGGGGGCAGUAGCAGAGAUGGAGUGAUCACUCUUUAAACGCAGUUUGAAUGUUAACUCUAGCAAGCCUUCGCCGGUGACACACAACAUUUUAUGGUCAGCAGUGGACAAAACAGCAGCUUUCCGGCUUUUGCACAUGUGCUUAGAUGCCUGCUGCUGAUAGCACAACUGUCAAAAUGAGUCCAGCCUUGCCCAGCAAUCAAGAUAGGCUUGCCAAGGGAUUGCCACAGAGACACGAACAGCAAUUAAUUAUUAGUGCUGAGCUUGGAAAAGCUUGUCUGGAUAUGGGUGAGCAGUAUUAUGGUAUAGGUGCAGAGUUUGAUAUUGUUGAAGGUAAAUUGAGUUGUUCAUGUACGAGUUGCCUUCUUUUUAAGAUACUUUGAGCACAUGUAUGCAGUUAACAUAUUUAUUGUCCACUUUGAUGUGUUGCCAUUAAGCUGAAAUAAUGCCAAUAAUAAAAUGCAAUGUUUUUUUUAAAGAACAA